AUGUUGAAACCAUCAGACAAUAAUAAUAAACAAGAAGAAACAACUACUACGAAUUCAACAGAAAAUACAGCAAAAAUUGAUAUAAAUACUUGGAGAAAAUGUCGUUCAUUUGUUGAUCCGAAUAGUCCUUUAACCAUUCGACGACAGCUGAAUCAAGCAUGUCGAGAUCGUCUUGUUCGAACACCAACUGUUAUUGCUAUGGCUGGAUUACCAGCUCGAGGAAAAACCUAUAUAUCACGAAAAUUGGCUCGUUAUUUACAUUGGAUUGGUAUUAAAACAAAAGUUUUUAAUGUUGGUGAAUAUCGUCGUGCAGUUAAAAUACACGCUGAUAAAAAUUUCUUUGAUCCAGAUAAUGCUGAAGCCGUAGCUGUAUUAAAUCAAUGUGCACAAAAAGCACUAGAAGAUGCAUGCACUUACCUUUCUGAAGAAGGUGAAGUAGCGAUUUUUGAUGCAACAAAUAUUACACGUGAACGACGUCGAGCUAUUCAUGAAUACUGUACACAAACAUAUUGCUUUCGGGUAUUUUUUGUUGAAUCAAUAUGCGAUUCAUCGGAAAUAAUUGAAUCGAAUAUUAAAGAAGUAAAAUUAAAAAGUCCUGAUUAUAAAGAUGUUACACAAGAAGAAGCUGUAGCAGAUUUUCUUUUACGUAUUGAACAAUAUCAAAAACGUUAUGAAUCAAUUGAUGAUAAAACUGAUGAAAAACAAUUUUCAUUUAUUAAAAUUUUUAAUUGUGGUGAACGUUUUCUUGUUCAUAAAAUUGGAGGUCAUAUUCAAAGUCGUGUCGUUUAUUUUCUCAUGAAUAUUCAUGUAACACCAAGAACAAUCUAUUUAACUCGACACGGUGAAUCCGAAUUAAAUGUUCAACAACGUAUUGGUGGUGAUUCACCAUUAUCAGUUAAUGGAAGAUUGUAUGCUGAUGCACUUGCAGAAUAUGUAACUAAUGAAAAUAUUCCGGAUUUAAUUGUUUGGACAAGUCAACUGCAACGAACUAUUCAAACAGCUGCUAAAAUAAAUGCACCAAAAGAACAAUGGAAAGCUUUGAAUGAAAUAAAUGCGGGUAUAUGUGAAGGUUUAACAUAUUUAGAAAUAGCACAACGUUUUCCAGAAGAAUUUGCUUCUCGUGAUCAAAAAAAAUAUUAUUAUCGUUAUCCUGGUGGAGAGUCUUAUCAAGAUCUUGUUGCACGUCUGGAACCAGUUAUAAUGGAAUUAGAACGAGCUGAAAAUGUUCUUGUUGUGUGUCAUCAAGCUGUUGCACGCUGUAUUCUUGCUUAUUUUCUUAAUAAAGAUGCUGAUGAUCUUCCAUAUACAAAAGUACCAUUACAUACAGUGAUUAAAUUAACACCAAUGGCUUACGGUUGUUUAAUGGAAUGUAUACCAUUAGGAACUGAAGCGGUAAAUACACAUCGUGAAAAACCAAAGAAUUGUCGACCUGAUCGAACAAUAUCGGAAGCAGUAAAUGAAUUUCUUGAAGAUCAUGUUGGUACAAUUAAAAUUCGAACGAAAAGUGAAAUUGUUUAUAAAAGUGGUGGAACAAAAAUUGAAACAGUUGAUAUUGAUGGAAAUCCAGUUUCGGAUUAUGCUCGAGAAAAUAGUGGUCCAAAUUACAUAUAA
This is a messenger RNA of Rotaria sp. Silwood1, 1611 nucleotides long. The record is from the annotation of a GenBank genome assembly. NCBI's taxonomy places the organism in Eukaryota, Metazoa, Rotifera, Eurotatoria, Philodinida, Philodinidae.